Lingula anatina is the source of this 885-nucleotide messenger RNA. RefSeq names its product beta-1,4 N-acetylgalactosaminyltransferase 1. Lineage: Eukaryota; Metazoa; Brachiopoda; Lingulata; Lingulida; Lingulidae. The record is from RefSeq and is a predicted model, not a curated record.
AAUACAGCGAGCAGUACAUACAUAAUAUAACUGACCAGGAUGAAUACAUACAAGCAAAGUUUUUUCGCGACAAAAACAAAAGCAACCUUCAUAACAAAACCGAAAGCGAUAAACAAAGUGAGCAUGGGAGUGAUUUCUUGAGUCAAAAGCAAAUUGGAACAUGUUUGAAAAGUAAGGAAUAUGGAUCAGAUUCAAGAAACAAAAACCAAGGACGUCGGUUGCAAAUUGUUGGGUAUAACUAUACUCAUGUGAAAGACUGCUUAGCUCGAGGAUGUGAACUAAAUGACAAGAGGUCUCCUGUCAUGAUUCUAUCGUGUGAUACUGCAGCGGACAAAAGAGUGGCUGAAAAGGUGACGGUAGUUGUGAAAACAAUCCAGAGGUUAACAAGUGUUAUGCGGCUUAUAGAAUCAUUACACAGUUUUUACCCAGGGGUGAAAGUCAUUGUUGUUGACGACCACUUUAACAUCACUCUUCCUUCUCCUGAACAAGUAAAAAGCAUGCACCGACUUUGGCGGGUAUUUAUGAACAAGUCUCAUGGUUUAGUGAAGUAUAUCAAACUACCUGGAAAUGCUGGCCUUGCCAAAGGAAGAAACACAGGCCUUAAAGAGGUUACAUCUGAAUACUUUCUUCUUCUUGAUGAUGAUUUCGUGGUAACUAGCCAAACAAACAUCUCGAAGAUGGUAGAUAUUUUGGAUAGAACUGAUCUGACACUCGUAGCAGGACUGAAGCCAUUCGUAGUAUUGGAGGUUGGGAUGAAGACUUGCUGGUUGCAGAACACAGGGAUUUCAUGUUUCGUCUGAGAAAAGCUGGUUAUAAACUUGCAGUUUGUACGGAUAUAUAUUUAGAACAUAAGCCUAUUUCCACACCGGGUUACCCCACAUAUAG